Molecule: messenger RNA, 846 nt
Organism: Parnassius mnemosyne (clouded apollo)
Lineage: Eukaryota; Metazoa; Arthropoda; Insecta; Lepidoptera; Papilionidae
Source: the annotation of a GenBank genome assembly
AUGAAGGGCAGACACCAAUUUCGACGCAGAUUCAGUUUACAACCGUCCUUUUUGAAAGAAGAACGCGAGGAAGAAAGGAGACCUAACAGCAGGACAGAAAGAACUGAAGAUGCAGAUACAGACAAGAUAAGCAACAAUGCAGUGAGGCACAAGAUAGUUGUACUAGGAGCGGCAAAAGUGGGAAAAUCAUCACUAAUAUCACAAUUCCUCUAUAACACCUUCUCCUACAAGUACAAGCGAACCGUUGAAGAAAUGCACCACGGGGAUUUCAAUGUUUCUGGCGUUCGGCUCACGUUGGACAUACUGGAUACCUCAGGCGCUUACGAGUUCCCUGCAAUGCGUGCCCUAUCCAUGCAGUCCGCAGAUGCGUUCAUUCUUGUAUACGAUAUAACAGAAGCAAACACAUUUGCAGAAGUGAGGGCACUUAGGGAUCAGAUACAUGAAAUAAAACAAAGUACGGCUGUUCCUAUUGUUGUCGUUGGCAACAAAGUUGAUCUAGCUGAAACCGGUGAGAGAGAGGUGGAGUUUCACACUACUGAAUCAGUGGUUACAGUAGACUGGGAAAAUGGGUUUGUAGAAGCGUCAGCAAAAGAUAACAUUAAUGUGUCCCAAAUUUUCAAAGAACUUCUAGUACAGGCGAAGGUAAAGUAUAACCUGUCACCGGCACUGCGACGAAGACGACGACAAUCCCUGCCUCCUGGACCUCAAGGACCACCGGGGACAAGCAAUUCUUCAUCAGCGCAUGCCAAUCAACCGCAUGUUCCUUCACCAGCUCAACUUGCACAUCUACAACAAAUACGGGAACGUCACGCCCACAGCAAACGUAACUCAUGUAUUAUUUCUUAA